This is a messenger RNA of Columba livia (rock pigeon), 10429 nucleotides long. RefSeq names its product kinesin family member 13B (gene KIF13B). Bases 104 to 5953 code for a protein of 1949 amino acids. Gene Ontology annotation, biological process: microtubule-based movement. Gene Ontology annotation, molecular function: microtubule motor activity; microtubule binding; ATP binding. The record is from RefSeq and is a predicted model, not a curated record. The transcript has 41 exons. NCBI's taxonomy places the organism in Eukaryota, Metazoa, Chordata, Aves, Columbiformes, Columbidae.
UCACGCACGGCGCCUCCUCCCGGUCUCCGCGCUCCGCCCCGGGUGUCCCUCCGCAGACGGAAGCCGAGCAGGGCUGGGGGCACCGGGGACGGCGAGCGGCGCGAUGGGGGACUCUAAAGUGAAGGUGGCGGUGCGCGUCCGCCCCAUGAACCGCCGAGAGCUUGAUCUGCAUACAAAGUGUGUGGUGGAUGUGGAUGCAAACAAGGUUAUACUUCACCCCGUAAACACCAACCUUUCCAAAGGAGAUGCCAGUCGGACACAACCAAAGGUAUUCGCCUACGAUCACUGCUUUUGGUCUAUGGAUGAGUCCGUCAAAGAAAAAUACGCAGGUCAAGACGUUGUUUUCAAGUGCCUUGGGGAGAAUAUUCUUCAGAAUGCCUUCGAGGGCUAUAACGCUUGCAUCUUCGCCUACGGGCAAACAGGGUCUGGAAAAUCCUACACGAUGAUGGGAACCGCCGACCAGCCUGGCUUAAUCCCCAGACUGUGCAGCGGGCUCUUCGAGAGGGCCCAGAAAGAGGAGAACGAAGAGCAGAGCUUCAAAGUGGAAGUGUCCUACAUGGAGAUCUACAAUGAGAAAGUCCGAGAUCUUCUCGACCCAAAAGGAAGCCGUCAGUCGUUAAAAGUUAGAGAACACAGUGUUUAUGGUCCCUACGUAGACGGCCUAUCCAAACUGGCUGUUGCUAGCUACAAGGACAUCGAGUCGUUGAUGUCGGAGGGCAAUAAAUCGCGCACAGUGGCCGCCACCAACAUGAACGAGGAGAGCAGCCGGUCCCACGCCGUCUUCAACAUCAUCCUCACACACACGCUCUAUGAUGUGCAGUCGGGGACAUCGGGUGAGAAGGUGGGCAAGCUGAGCCUGGUGGACUUAGCAGGGAGCGAAAGGGCGACUAAAACCGGGGCUGCGGGAGACAGGCUGAAAGAAGGAAGCAACAUUAACAAAUCCCUCACAACUCUUGGGCUGGUUAUUUCUGCCCUGGCAGAUCAGGCUGCUGGCAAGAACAAGAACAAAUUUGUUCCUUAUCGGGAUUCCGUGCUCACUUGGUUACUUAAAGACAGCCUUGGUGGCAACAGCAAGACGGCCAUGGUGGCCACAGUGAGCCCGGCAGCGGACAACUACGAUGAGACCCUGUCCACGCUGAGGUACGCCGACCGGGCCAAGAACAUCGUCAACCACGCCGUGGUGAACGAGGACCCCAACGCGCGCAUCAUCCGGGAGCUGCGUGAGGAGGUGGAGAAGCUGCGGGAACAGCUCACGAAAGCUGAGGCUCUGAAAUCACCGGAAUUAAAAGAACGCUUGGAAGAAUCAGAAAAGCUGAUUCAGGAAAUGACCGUAACAUGGGAAGAAAAAUUAAGAAAAACGGAGGAAAUCGCACAGGAGCGGCAGAAGCAGCUGGAAAGCCUCGGCAUAUCUCUGCAGUCUUCCGGAAUCAAAGUCGGGGAUAAUAAGUGUUUCCUGGUUAAUCUGAACGCAGACCCAGCUCUCAAUGAACUUCUGGUGUACUAUUUAAAGGAGCACACGCUAAUAGGCUCGGACAACUCUCAAGAUAUCCAGCUGUGUGGAAUGGGAAUUCUUCCUGAGCACUGCAUUAUAGACAUCACCCCAGAAGGACAGGUUGUGUUAACACCCCAAAAAAAUACUCGGACAUUUGUAAAUGGCUCUGCUGUCGUGUGUCCCAUCCAGCUGCAUCACGGAGACAGGAUACUCUGGGGAAACAACCAUUUCUUCAGGCUGAAUUUGCCCAAGAAGAAAAAGAAGGCGGAGAACGAGGAGGAAGAGCGAGACAACGCCAUGAAGGGCAGUAAUAGCGUGGAGCAGCUGGACGUAGAUGGCGACAACUCCAGCGAAGUGUCCAGUGAGAUCAACUUCAGCUACGAAUACGCCCAGAUGGAAGUCACCAUGAAGGCGCUUGGCAGUAAUGAUCCAAUGCAGUCGAUCCUGCAGAGCCUGGAGCAGCAGCACGAGGAGGAGAAGAGAUCGGCGCUGGAGCGGCAGAGGCUGAUGUACGAGCACGAGCUGGAGCAGCUGCGCCGGCGCUUGUCACCAGAGAAGCAGCAUUUCCGCAGCAUGGAGCGCUUCUCCUUUCAUUCCCCCAGCGCACAGCAGCGCUUGCGGCAGUGGGCCGAGGAGAGGGAGGAGAUGUUGACCCACAGCCUAAGGAAGCUGCGCGAGCAGAUCGUUAAAGCCAAUUUGUAUGUGAGAGAAGCCAAUUUUAUCAGCGAGGAGCUGGACAAGAGGACGGAGUAUAAAGUGACCCUCCAGAUCCCAGCUUCAAGCCUUAAUGCCAACAGCAAGAGAGGUGCCAUUCUCAGCGAACCUGCGAUCCAGGUGAGGAGGAAAGGGAAAGGCAAACAGAUUUGGUCGCUGGAGAAGCUGGAGAAUCGACUGGUCGACAUGAGGGACCUUUACCAGGAGUGGAAAGACUGCGAAGAAGACAACCCAGUGAUGAGAGCUUAUUUCAGGAGAGCGGACCCGUUCUAUGAUGAGCAGGAAAACCACAGCCUGAUCGGAGUAGCCAACGUCUUUCUUGAGUGCCUGUUCUAUGAUGUGAAACUGCAAUACGCCGUUCCCAUCAUCAAUCAGAAGGGAGAGGUAUCAGGGCGUCUCCACGUCGAGGUUGUUCGAGUGAGUGGAGAGAUAGAUGAGAGGUUGGUUGGAGGGGAGGAUGGUCCCGACUAUUCCAAUGAAAAUGAUGCUCAGGAGAGAAAACUGGUCUGCAGGAUUAAAAUCCUUCAGGCCACAGGUUUGCCACAGCACCUUUCCAACUUUGUGUUCUGCAAAUACACCUUCUGGGAUCAACUGGAGCCGGUUGUUGUUGCACCCGAGGUGGAUCCUUCCUUGUCGUCCACCAGCAAGGAGCCGCGGUGCAUGGUUGUCUUCGAUCACUGCAAUGAAGUCUCUGUCAAUAUCUCCGAAGACUUCAUGGAGCAUCUUUACGACGGUGCUUUGGCCAUUGAAGUAUAUGGGCACAAGCAGAGCGGUGACCGCAAAAACCCAGCGCUGUGGGAUCUGGGAAUAAUUCAAGCCAAAACGCGCAGCCUCCGUGACAGGUGGAGUGAGGUAACCCGAAAAGUAGAGCUCUGGGUUCAAAUUCUGGAGCUGAAUGAGAACGGGGAAUACUGCCCGGUGGAGGUGACUCCAGCCAAGGACGUGUGCACUGGGGGCAUCUUCCAGCUCCGACAGGGGCAAUCUCGACGAAUUCAGGUUGAGGUGAAAUCCGUGCAGGAAUCCGGGACCUUGCCGCUGAUGGAGGAAUCGAUAUUAUCCGUUGGCAUCGGCUGCGUUCAAAUCAAACGGGUCAAAUCACUAAAAGGACCUGAAAAUUAUCAGGAAGAAGAGGAUGAAAUGGACAGUUAUCAGGACAGGGAUUUGGAGCGGCUCCGUCGCAAGUGGCUGUGCGCCCUGACCAAGCGGCAGGAGUAUCUUGAUCAGCAGCUGCAGAAACUCGAUGGAAAGCCUGAUAAAACGGAGGAUGAUGCAGAGCGGGAAGCGCAGUUGCUGGAGAUGCGGCUGACGCUCACCGAAGAAAGGAACGCUGUCAUGGUCCCUUCCGCGGGCAGCGGCAUCCCCGGAGCUCCGGCCGAGUGGACGCCAGUGCCUGGUAUGGAGACUCACAUUCCUGUUAUUUUCCUUGACUUGAGUGCUGAUGACUUCAGCUCCCAAGACAACCUGGAUGACGCCGAAGCGGGCGGGUGGGACGCCACCCUGGUUGCAGAAGAGGAGGAGGAAUUCUUUGAGCUGCAGAUCGUGAAGCAUCACGACAGCGAGGUGAAAGCAGAAGCCUCAUGGGAUUCCACAGUCCACGACUGUAUCCAGCUCAGUAAGGGAACAGCGGCAGAUGAAAGAGUUUAUCUCAUUGUGAGAGUCACCGUCCAGCUCAGCCAUCCCGCAGAAAUGCAAUUAGUGCUGCGCAAGCGCAUUUGUGUUAACGUAUACGGCAGACAGGGUUUUGCACAGAGUUUCCUCCGAAGGAUGUCGCACCGGAGUUCCAUCCCUGGCUGCGGUGUCACUUUUGAGAUAGUCUCAAAUAUUCCAGAGGACGCUCAAGGAGCUGAAGAGCGGGAGGCACUGGCCCGAAUGGCAGCGAAUGUUGAAGACGCAGCUUCAGCCGACUCGGAAGCCUAUAUCGAGAAGUACCUGCGCAGCGUGCUGGCCGUGGAGAACAUUCUCACCUUGGACCGGUUGCGCCAGGAAGUUGCAGUGAAAGAGCAGCUGAUGGGAAAAGGGAAACUGUGCCGCAGGAGCCUGAGCUCUCCCAAUGUGAACCGGCUUUCUGGAAGCCGCCAAGAUUUAGCACCCCCCUAUAACCUGAGCUUUAACCGGAGCCCAAAGGUCCCAGCAGAGGGCCGAUGGGAGAGUCAGCAAGAUGUAUCCCAAGGUGCCACAAAUUCCAGUAGAAUCAGCCCGUCUCGUACCUCUCUGCCAGGCUCCGGGCAGCAAAACCGCUCCCCUGAUCCAGGUAUUGGUAGCCUUGCUGCUUCCUACUUGAACCCCGUCAAGUCCUUCGUGCCUCAGAUGCCAAAGCUGCUCAAGUCUCUUUUUCCUGUCCGAGAUGAGAAGAAGGGCAGGCAGACCUCUCCUCUUGCUCAGCAGGCUGUCCCGCGGAUUAUGGUCCAGUCGGCCGGUACCGACGCCAGCGCCGCGAGGAUCAAACAGAUUAUCCAAGAGCAAGCAGGGGAACGGCCACUGGAAACCGCAGCGCAGACGUCUGAGAUGGACAAGAGUGAGGACAAGUCACCCAAAGUGCCUUCGCAGCAGCUCACAGGAGAUGCCCAAGCGCAGGACACCCAGGAGGGGCCUCCAAGCCCCCUGAGCGAAGCCUCCAGCGGGUACUUUUCCCACAGCGUCUCCACAGCCACGCUCUCCGAGGCCCUGGCAGCGGGAAGCGACGCCGCGGCCCAGCCGGGAGGCCAAGCGCCCACGGUGAGCGACUCCUCGUCUCCCGGCGUGGCUCAAACCACUUCUUGUGACACACCGGGGCACUCAGAAAGCUUUCUUGGUACUAAACGAGAGAGUCCGCCCGCCUUCGGCCUUCAGAGCGCUCACACAACAGCUAAAGACGGCACUGAAGUGAACGGGAGCGAUGCUGCGAAAUCAAAGUCCUGCACAUCUGUGACUGCGAGCGAGCUGGCAAAUGACGCCUCUGUGGCCACCGAUGCAAAAACCUCCGUUUCUACCUCCGCUCCGAAGAAGGAGUCGUUAUCCAAACAAUCAACGGAGCCGGCGGGACAUGCUCGGAUAAAAGAAACGUCGUCUGUGGCUUCAGAACUGGGGUUUCCCAAACCACAGGUUCAUGCUGAUCAAUUGUCCCAGCCUGGCGUCGCAGCGUCUCCCUUCAAAAUCCAGAAAGUGAAGACGUCGGAGCUGAAGUCCUUCACCAGCAUGCUGGGGACGGAUCCCCCGUGUUGGCCAAACGCAGAAGAGCAACAAGAAGCAGAAAAGAGCAUGUCCAGUGCCCGUGGAAUGAACCACAACGGGGCAGACACGGCAGAGGACAAACUGGAGGUGAAUUCUGACUCGGAAGAUGCCAACGAAGUUCCCGAGUGGCUGAAAGAGGGAGAAUACGUCACCGUCGGUGCAAAUAAGACGGGCACAGUUAGAUACAUCGGGCCCACAGACUUUCAAGAGGGAACGUGGGUUGGUGUCGAACUGGAUUUACCUUCAGGUAAGAAUGACGGCUCGAUUGGAGGGAAGCAAUAUUUCCGAUGCAACCCGGGCUAUGGGUUGCUGGUGAAACCCGGCAGAGUGCGAAGGGCCACGGGAGCGGCGAGACGGCGAAGCACCGGGCUGCGGCUACAAGGAGCGACCGCCGAGAACAGAAGGAGCAGCGGCUUGUCCGGCUCGGGCUCCAGCCUGGCGUCCCUCACCGCCAUGGCCAAACCCGAUGGAGCAUCCACACCACGACCGGAGAAAAGCCAGAAAAACGCCGAGAACCGGAAAUCUUGGGCAAAUUGAGACGGGGGGGCAGCUCCUCCACCUUCAGGGUGAUAAACCAACCACGCGAACUUGAAUUUGUGGCAAACGCUAAUGAAGGUUAUUUUCUUGUUUUCCUCUGCUUUGGGUGGUUGACACAUUAAUUCUUGGCCUUGUCAUGGUGCUGGGGCUACGUCCUUCGGUUCCCAUCACAGAUGGUGACGCUUCAGGUGGCGAUGUGAGCUCUGCUCUCUCCCACCUUUCAGACAACGAAGAGACACGUAAAUGGUUCAAACUACAGCGUUGUUUUCCACUACACUUUACACACUACGCUCCUCUUGCUGCGACUGCAAUUUCUACAAAAAAGAAGCCUCAAAAUAACUUAUUUUCUAAUUUUAAGUCCGUAUGGUGAAAGGGCAGGUUUAUAAUGAUUCCAGGCAGGCAGAGAAGCAAACAUAAAACUUUAUUUGGAAAUAAACAACCCCCAAAACCCAUUUUAUUUUAAAAAAGCUACAGCUCUUUGGUUGUGUGACCUGGGCCGUUGAUUGUCCUGUGGAAAUCAGCAGAAUCCUUCUCGCUGAUUUACAGGGUAUUGGAGAAAUUGGUGGUUUUGACCCCUUCUUUUUGGGAAAGAGGGGAGUUGAGCGAAUUCACUGUCUAAUCCAUUGAACCAUAACGGGAUCUCCUCUCUCACUUGCCCCAAAGCGCCGGGACCUUCUCGUAGGUUCCGAUUUUCGCGGUGGCAUCGGCACUCGGUGCCGCAAUGUUCCCCCGGCCUGUGUGUUUUUAGGCAUUACACAAGCAGGGGGUCACUGGCCUCGCAACGGGACUAACCCGCUCUAUUUAUUUUUAUUUAUUGUUUUAAAACACGAAAGGUUUGCGCUUUACAAUCACCCACCGUGAGCUCCGCCGCCCCGAGAGGAGGAUCUUCCAUCCCAAACCUCGGCCCCACCACUAAUCCCGCUCUUAAAAGCGUGAGGUUUUAUUAAACUUGGUUUUAUUUUUGGUAACCCCUACUGUUUUUUUUAACCGUGGCGCAAAUUACUGUGUGCCCAUAUAUAUAAAUGUGCGCAUAUCAACCUACACUCAUUUUCUAACAAAUCAAGACCACAGACUUUUGUAUUCUGAGCUAUGUCUUGUUUAGUCACCACGUUGGACAGCUUGAGCAAUAGCCGUUUGAUCUACAUGGGGAAUAUUUCAGAUGCUAAAUUAAUGAUUAAACUUUAAUAUGCACCUAAUCGCUGCCCAUGGGUAUCCAAGUGCCUUAGCCAUCUGGUUCAGGGGUCCAAGAGAAAGAUAUAUUGUCAUCAGAGGAGAUAGAGAUGCUUAGCGAAGGAGAUAAUUAUGCUGAUUUACUGUAAUUAAUAUCAUUUACGCAGAAGGAAUAAAAUUAAAAUAGAAACUAAUCUGUAGCAGCAUUAAGUGGGUUGGGUUACAAUGCGGCAUGCGUAGGGAUUUGGGUGUCCUUGCAGCUUUUUGUGACUAGUUUCAGUGUUUCCUAAAUUUUACCUAAAGGAAUCUUAAUAUAAAAUGUACAGACCAGCUUUUAAAAGACAUUUUUAGUGUACAGUUUUCCCUCCUUGUCCUUUGCACGAAGCUCCUGUCCAUUCAAGCCAAGGCGAUGGGAGGAAUUUAGCAGCAAAGAAUCCAGACGCUAAAAUCCUGGUUUUUAAAGUCGUGACUGUUUUUAUAUCUGUGACUAGAAAAACAACGCUUUGAUUUGGGAAACGAUGAGUCUCGCUGAUGAAUUCCCGUCGCUAAUUAACAUGAUGCCUCUUAAACUUGCCUUGUGAAUCUUCUCAACCCCAUCUUUACCAUGUUCCAAAUUGCACUUUGUUCUGCGGAAAGUUCGUUAAUGUGAAACAGCCCCCUGCCCGAGCUGUGGGUUAUUAUUUUAGUCUCAGCAUUUCAUGGACUGGAUUUAGGGAUAUCUUUAGGAUUUCCUGCUGUUUGCGUGGAGAGACGAAGGGAAGAACCUGCGGAUCCUUUGGAAGCCUCUUUUCUGUGUUCUCCAGGACCGAUGAGACGGGAGCGAAGGCGCCGGAGCGAAGGGGUCAAGCAGAUGCCGUUGGGUUAAUAGUUCACUAGUAGCACCACCCACUAGCAAUUCCUCCAGCCGUAUUCUUACAUCUCACUGCACAGGGAUGAAUUUCAGUGUUUGCCCACCGGGGACGUGCGGUCGGAGGCUCCAAUGUCUGAUAUGGUUGGGUUUCUUCUACAAAAACCACGUGUUGAGUGGGGUUGGAACAGAACAUUCUUGCCGUCCCCUGCAGGUGAGUUAUCCUGGGAGCAAAGGUGUUAAAUCUGGCCGGUGUGGUUUGAAUUACCAGCAGGUGAUGAGGAUAAUGGAGCAGCUCUGUCACCAGAGCGCCCGCCUGGGUUUACUGGGGGAUUUUACUCGGAGCUCUCUUGGGUUUUACCGUCUCGUUUGACUUUGGAAACUCAACCUCUCCUCAAAUUCCACCCGAAAAAUGAAGCUGCCCUAUAAAUGCGUCACCCCGAUUGGACACAAGCUCCAGAAAGCCAAACAAAUGGAAUUUGAGGAUGUUCUUCUCGGACUCCAUCCCGCUCGGCCCAGCGCUCCUGGGCCCCCAAGGCUUCUUCUAAUGAUAUUUUCCAAGAUUUUGGUGCGGUGAGAGCGCAUCCCUCUAAAAGCCAUCGUUACUUUGCACCAGCUAACCAGAAAACAGUUUAAAACUGUAGAGUAGCUUACAUAGAUAUCUUUUUAAUUAUUAUUAUUGAUAACUAACAUUAGAAGAACUCUACACUCAGCAUAAAGGAGGAGGUGCUCUUAACUGGAACUGCCCAGCAGCUGAGGCUGGUCUGUUAAUAGCUAUGCAUAUUUUCCAAGGUUUUCAUGCACUUUAUACAAGAGAAGAAGGAUAUUUAAUGCAGGAACUGUAAUUUGGGAGGCGAGCUUUGCUUUCUGUGUUCUGCGCUGGGGACGGGGGUAGAAAACGGUGUUGGUGAGUUGGAAAUGUUGGGGACGUGACGUUGGGGACGUGUUCGUGUCUCCACAGGUCCUGAGCUUGGGGUUUUUGCUCUGCUCAGCCACGACGAUGACGCUUUUCGGAGGGACUUUUUUGGGUUUUCUUAACCCAAGCCACGACUUUUUCCUGCGUUACGUUCAGCUCUCAAGGUGUUUCCAUCUCUUCGUCCAAAAUAUUAAUGUUUUCGGUUCAAGGGACGUUUCUCUUCGAUGGAGUUUAGUUGAGGAAAAGCUUAGUUGUGGUAAUAAUGCCCAAGUCCUUAAGAAGUGAGUUUGUGCAGUGGUUGGGAUGGGAUCCAACAUCCAACACCUCUUGCUUUCCUCAGUGGCUGAGAUGGAAUCCAACUCCUCUUUGCUUGCUUAGUGAUUGAGUUGGAAUCCAACAUCCAACACCUCUUGGUUUGCUCAGUGGUUGAGUUAGAAUCCCGCAUCCAACACCUCUUUGCUCAGUGGUUGAGAUGGGAUCCAACAUCCAAAACCUUUUGGUUUGCUCAGUGUUUGAGAUGGGAUCCAACAUCCAACACCUCUUUGCUCAGUGGCUGAGAUGGGAUCCAACUACUCUUUGCUUGCUCAGUGGUUGAGUUGGAAUCCAACAUCCAACACCUCUUGGUUUGCUCAGUGGUUGAGAUGGGAUCCAGCACCUCUUGGUUUGCUGAAUGGUUGAGUUGGAAUCCAACAUCCAACACCUCUCUGUUUGUUCAAUGGUUGAGAUGGGAUCCAACAUCCAACACCUCUUUGCUCAGUGGCUGAGAUGGGAUCCAACUACUCUUUGCUUGCUCAGUGGUUGGGAUGGGAUCCAACAUCCAACACCUCUUGGUUUGCUCAGUGUUUGAGAUGGAAUCCAACAUCCAACACAUCCUAUGGACCAAGAAACCCCCUCGUUCCCACCUGUCGGUCAUGAAAACCCACACAAGAUGAGUUGGGGCGUUGUGAGGAUCCGUUUGUGCUGGUGAGGAGUUUUCCAUGCUGAUGCUUGUGUUGUUGUGCCGGUUCUUUGCACAAGCUCCGUUUUCACAGUGCCUUAGGUCAGCAGCCGCGGGGCCGGAUUUGGCACCGUCCGCCUGGAUUUGGGCAAGAAACAUCAUCAGCGAAGGUGCAGGUUGGUCACAUACCAAACCCUCUUGAGCUGGGGGUCACAAUAAGUGUCUUGUUGCUCCAUCCUCUUUCCCCAUCUUUGGGUUCUGCUCUCUCCACCCUCUGAGCAAUAACGGGCAGGGGGGGAAAACCCUUCCCCAAUUCAAACAUCCUCGUCCUCAGCUCCGUUCCUCCCCUUUUCCCUUUUCUCGCCGUGUCCUGAGCCUUUUCCAGCUCGUCUUCCUGUUGAGUUCUGUAAAUGUGGUGGGUCUGUAUAUAACGAGCGGCUCUUUGCCCCGUGGCGUUACGUGUCCGUCGGUGUACUUUAAAUGAGCUAAAAAUCCAAAGAUGACUUCGUAAUGACCUGUAAAGUUUUUAAUUAUGACUGUAAUAUUGUAUUAUACAUCCAGCGCGGCCUGCUGUACUUAAAUAAAUAUCAUCUUUAGAGCUGGGAA